AUGAUGAAAACCAUUGCAUAUGAUAUGCAUCAAGUGACUGGAAUCUUUCACAUGAAAAACGCCUCCCGGGAUGGUUACUCUGUCCUAGACAUGUGCAUGGCACCGGGCGGGUUUCUGGCGAUAGCCCUCAGCUGUAACCCUGAAGCCCAAGCAGUAGCAUUCAGCUUACCGAUAAUAAAUGGAGGGCACCAGGUUCUUUUACCCAAGCGUCCCAAUGUUACUCUAAAGUUCUUCGAUAUAACAAUGUUGGCAGAGGAUAUGGGACUGUCAAGUAUUCCACACGAGCAUCCGGAUGCUGGAAAUUUUCUUCCGAGCCAAUUCGAUCCAAGACAGUCCUUUGAUCUUAUAAUAUGUGAUGGUCAAGUGCUUCGCAAUCACGGCCGGGCUGACUAUCGCGAACGUACAGAAGCAAGUAGAUUAUGUCUUACGCAACUGACAAUCGCACUCAAUCACCUCACUCCAGGAGGGACGAUGAUCGUACUUCUCCACAAAGUCGAGGCUCUAGCUACGGUACAGCUCUUGCAAACAUUCGCUAAGUUUGCUACUGUGCAGUUAUUUAAGCAUACGAGAUUUCACGCAAAACGAUCCUCCUUCUACAUGCUGGCAACCAAUAUCAGAAGUGAUUCUGAGGAUGCGAAGACGGCCAUUGAAAGAUGGAAAUUACAGUGGAAGAUUGCAACGUUCGGUACUGAUAAGGAUUAUGGUGGAGAGAUUCGUUUGGAUAUGUCAGAUGUUGAGGUUCUUCUGAAGGAAUUUGGCCCCCAGUUGAUCAGCCUAGGACGCAGAAUUUGGGAGAUCCAAGCGAAUGCCCUGGAGAACGCGCCAUUCAUAAGACGAAACUUGUCCUCAUGA
This is a messenger RNA of Talaromyces amestolkiae, 852 nucleotides long. RefSeq lists its product as uncharacterized. Gene Ontology annotation, biological process: methylation. Bases 1 to 852 code for a protein of 283 amino acids. Lineage: Eukaryota; Fungi; Ascomycota; Eurotiomycetes; Eurotiales; Trichocomaceae. The transcript has a single exon. Gene Ontology annotation, molecular function: methyltransferase activity. The record is from RefSeq and is a predicted model, not a curated record.